GUACAUAUCAACUUGGCCACGACAAGGUGCAGUGUCCAGCACUCGUAAGGGAAGCGGCGACCCUUGGCGGGAUCACAACAUCGUGUUCGGCGGAGCUCCAGGCUUCCCCGCCAGACCUCGAAUGCAGCAUGGCCGGCGUGCCUGAGACGACGCUCAACUGGCUGUACAGCGUUCUUACCAGCAACUACACAGACGUCAAUCGCACAUACCACGACGCCACAGAAGCUCUCUCCCACUACCCGUCCCUCUCGGUGCGCACCGACGUCUACACAUAUGAGAAUGGAGCUUCGAACCUUCUUCUCAACCUCAGCGGGACGCUGCCUGUUACGUUCCGCGGCGCAACGUACGGCUUCCCGGUAGCAGUAUGGGUACCCUAUGCCUACCCGCGCGAACCGCCCAUGGUGUACAUCAAGCCGGACAAAGACAUGCUUGUGCGACCAGGUCAGCAUGUAAGCGGCGACGGAAGGGUAUAUCACCCAUACCUCGCACAAUGGGCAAAGUAUUGGGGCAAGUCUACUUUGUUCGACUUCCUUGCGGUCCUUCGCGGCGUCUUUGCGAAAGAACCUCCCGUCCGGUCAAGGCAACCGCAACCGCAGUACAAUGCGCCCGCGCAACAGGGUCCUCCGCCUGUUCCUCCACCUGUCCCUCCACCACCUGCUGAAUACCGGCGCUCUCUGCACGGUACACCAGGCCCAUCAGCCUCGCCGGGCCCCUCUCAAGGACCACCUGCUCCUCCUCCGAAACCUCCGAAGCCGUACGAGCAGAACCGGCCGACGCCUGAACCGCAAAAUGAUCGGUACUCGCAACCUCCCCCGCUUCCACCGCAUACGCCGCAACAACAAGCACAGGCACAGCAGUAUCAACAGCCGCAAAGGAACAGUUAUGGUGCACCGCCGAACUGGCAACAGCAAGGCACCCCGUGGGCGCAAGGCACUCCUCAGCGACAGGGAAGCUACGAUAUAAGUCCGGCAACACCAGUCUCGCACAGCUCACGGCCACAGGUACAGGUACAAGGCUCACAAUACGGGCCUUAUGGACGUGGGAGUCCUGUCAGUCCCAUCACACCCCAAGGCCAGCGACAAGCAUCGGGCUUUGCAAGGCAAGCGCCUCCACAGCAAUCAUCGGCGAACGGUGCGCCAGCGCAGCAGUAUCCCAACCACCACGGUGCACCUCAACCUUACGGGCAACCACCGCCUCAACAGCAGCAGUAUCGGCCACCGCUUCAGCAGUGCCCGCCGCAGCACCCACAGCAUCGUCAGCAGUAUCAACAGCCGCCACCCCAACAACCUCUGCCACUACCCAAGGCAGCACCUCCAGUCAAUCUUCUGGAUGACUCGCUCGAGGUAACUUUACCGUCGCAACAGGCCAAUCAAGCAUCAUUGCCAGUACCUCCUGUACCCCCAAACCCGCAGAAGGAUGCCCUCCUCACGGCCCUCAGCCAGGCUCUCGUUUCGCAGACUCGCCAAGUAGUAGCCUCGAAUCAGGCAGCGGUAGCGCCUCUCCGAGCACAGCAGCAUGCACUGCAGGCUGCAUAUUCACGGCUGCAAGCGGAGCUGGGCGAGUUGCAGCAGCUGGAUGCUGCACUGGCUUCCAAUGAGCAGAUCCUGAAAGGUGCAAUGGUCGAAGCAGACCGCGCCAUGGACGAUGCACGGAGGAGACAGGCCCCAGACGUCGAUGACGUGCUCGUAGCGCCUACAGUGGUGGGGCAACAGUUAUACACACUGGCGGCCGAGGAACAAGGAAUUGCUGAUGCUUUGUUUGUCUUGGGCAGAGCGCUCGACAAGGGCAGGAUUACCGCAGAUUUGUUCGUCAAGCAAACACGGAGUCUGGCUCGAGAGCAGUUUCUGAAGAAGGUGUUGAUCAAGAAGAUUGCCAAGGGCAUGGCGCUGGAUGAAUACCAGAUGCGGUGAGAUCCGUAACAAGACUCACCCACCUGCUCCUCAUCCAAGCAACCGCACAUGUAUGACAGAGCACUGACUGUGCUUGCAGCGAACUUGCCACAAUGGUACCAGGCAUCCGUAUCUCUGGACCUGAUAUGAAGUCUGCUUCGUCCAGCACCAGAGCGAUUCAUGAGCUGUCCGAUCAGUCAUCGAUCGAAACGGGCUCAAUCAUCUCUACACGAGGAAUGCAAAUUCGUUCGGAUGCAACCAGACUUGCGGACAAUUGAAGCUUACAGGUGCCUUGGCUGGUGAUGAGGCUUGGAUAACACGAGAUGUGGAGGCGAUGGUCAAUUAGGUACGGGUGCACGAACCCAGCACGUCAAUCUAAUUUAAAGCUAUCUAUCGCCAAAUGCACGGCUAGCGUCAGGCAAC
Macroventuria anomochaeta is the source of this 2312-nucleotide messenger RNA. RefSeq names its product UEV-domain-containing protein. NCBI's taxonomy places the organism in Eukaryota, Fungi, Ascomycota, Dothideomycetes, Pleosporales, Didymellaceae. The transcript has 5 exons. Bases 129 to 1910 code for a protein of 593 amino acids. Gene Ontology annotation, cellular component: ESCRT I complex. Gene Ontology annotation, molecular function: ubiquitin binding. Gene Ontology annotation, biological process: protein transport; protein modification process; endosome to lysosome transport. The record is from RefSeq and is a predicted model, not a curated record.